AUGCUUGGUUUUGCAAUUGUUUCCUUCGAGCCGAGCUCGGCCGGACAAAACUUGAGGGUUCAUGAUGUUGACGCUGCUUGCCUGCCGGACAAUGCAUUGGAAGGGCUCACCCGCCCUGCGAGUAUGAUGAUUUUGCUGACCUUGCAUAUGGCCCUGGUCCCGGCUAGUCGACCGUCUUACGAUAUUCCAACGAAGAAACAAGGGUCCAUUAGUCUUUUGGCCCUGGCGCCCCAACAUAACCCCUUUCGAUUCAGUCAAUCGGAACUCGGGGGCAAGACAAUACUGAUUAUAGGCAUCCUCCCCGUCCCCAACGGAACCACGGAGCAGCGCGUACAGUCAAGGGACUUUGCAUACGGCACAGCCAGUUAA
This is a messenger RNA of Colletotrichum lupini, 369 nucleotides long. RefSeq lists its product as uncharacterized. Bases 1 to 369 code for a protein of 122 amino acids. The transcript has 3 exons. NCBI's taxonomy places the organism in Eukaryota, Fungi, Ascomycota, Sordariomycetes, Glomerellales, Glomerellaceae. The record is from RefSeq and is a predicted model, not a curated record.